Linum tenue is the source of this 2604-nucleotide messenger RNA. The record is from the annotation of a GenBank genome assembly. Lineage: Eukaryota; Viridiplantae; Streptophyta; Magnoliopsida; Malpighiales; Linaceae.
AGAAUUACCAGUUCCAUUCCCAUUCUCCAUUGGCAGCUUUCGACCAAAAUUCCUCCACGAGAUUUCCGUUUUGGUUAAGGAAGCAGCCGCGUUUGGUUUUUCACGCUGAGAAAGUUGGAAUUUUCUCACAAUUAUGGUUCACUGCAUCUGAGAAUUCUUUAAUCCACAAUCCCCAAUCAAAGUCCUCUUCCCGUUAAAUUAUCCUCCCUUACUUCUACUUCUCUUCCGUAAGAUAGUUCAAUCGAAAUCCGAAAUCCGAUAUCGUUCCUCGGUUACAGUUUCUACUCCCAUCCGCCGGCGGAUUUCGGAUUCUUUUAGUGGAGUGGAAAAUGGGCGGGGUGUGCGCCGGCGGGGUGAAGAAGGACGGAAAUGUCAAGGCGGAGGUGAAGAAGAAGUCGGGGUUCUCCGGGAAGCUGGUGAAGUCGCAGAAGAGCAGCGGCGGGAAGGAGGUGGAGGAUUCCCGCGCGAUUGUGAACGGAGGUAAGAAGAAGACGCAGCAGCCGGAGAGGCACUAUUCCGGCGAGUUCUUGCUGUCCGUUUCGAGAGAGUUGAAGCCGUCAAAGCCGCCAGCUGGAGGAGACACGCCGGUCAAGGUUACUCACAAGACGUCCUUCCUGGGGAAAGCAGGCACAAUGGGGCUGGAGAAAACGUUAGAAGUUCUCGACACUCUAGGAAGUAGUAUGUCGAAUUUGAAUGGCCGGAGUGGGUUUGUCACUGGUAUAGCAUCCAGAGGGAACAAAAUAUCGAUACUGGCAUUUGAAGUAGCUAAUACAAUAUCUAAAGGGGGGAACUUGUUUCAGUCUCUCUCAGAGGAGAAUGUCGAAUUCCUGAAAAAGGAGAUUCUGCAUUCAGAAGGUGUUAAGCGGUUGAUUUCUACGGAUAUGAAAGAGUUGCUAGUCAUUGCUGCGGCUGACAAAAGGGAAGAAUUUGAUGUCUUCUCGCGUGAAGUAAUUCGAUUUGGAGACCUCUGUAAGGAUCCCCAAUGGCACAACCUUGGCCGAUAUUUUUCAAAAUUAGAUCCAGAGGCUUCGAUUGAUAAACAAUCAAGACAAGAAGCUGAGAGAACUGUGCAAGAGUUGACUAAUCUGGUGCAACAUACUUCUGAACUGUAUCAUGAAUUGCAUUCAUUGGACAGAUUUGAGCAAGAUUAUCAAAGAAAGGUUGAGGAGUUGCAGUCCUUGCACCUCCCUCAGAAAGGAGAGAGCCUCUCAAUUUUACAUAGCGAGUUGAAAGAGCAACGGAAACUUGUCCGCAGCAUGAAAAAGAGAUCUCUGUGGUCUAAAAGUUUGGAGGAGAUCAUGGAGAAGCUUGUAGACAUUGUAACCUAUUUGCACCAGGCUAUUCUGGAAGCAUUUGGAAAUACUGGUAUGAGGGCAAUUCAGUGUGGAUGUUCUACAUGUGAUAGCAAAGUUCUGAUUUAUGAAGAACUCACUGAUUACAAACUGCUAAACAGUCUCUUUUAUGGGUCGACAGGUGUCACAGUGGUUGAUAAGGUCGACAAGCUUCCAACGCUUGGAAAAGCUGGUUUAGCAUUGCACUAUGCCAACAUGAUCACUCAGAUAGACAACAUUGUAAGAGCAACAGUUCUCUUUCUUUGUGGUUAUGCAUCUCGUCCCACUAGUCUUCCUCCAAACACAAGGGAUUCUUUGUACCAAGGAUUGCCACCCACCGUAAAGAUAUCUCUAAGGUCUCGAUUACAGAUGUUCGACGAGAAGGAAGAGCUAACAAUAGCUCAAGUGAAGGCUGAAAUGGAAAAGACCCUCCAAUGGCUUGUACCUGUUGCCGCCAACACAACCAAAGCUCACCAAGGUUUCGGCUGGGUUGGAGAAUGGGCAAAUACUGGAAGCGACUACGGCAGAGCCAGUGAAGCCGCCCAAGGCAACCUGAUCCGCCUCCAGACGCUCUACCACGCAGACAAGGAGCAAACCGACCAACACAUCCUCGAGACGGUAGCAUGGCUCCACCACCUGAUCACCCUAGUCCGACAACGCGACAAUGGCCUCCGAUCAUCCGGUGGCCAAGCCGGCCUGGCUCCAAAGUCUGCGACUUUCCGAGGACAGGAUCUCCACUCGAAGAUGCAGCGAAUCGUAUCGUUGAACGAAGCUCGAAAUCACAGCAGCCGCAUCACAAGAAUCUCUCAGGAGGACAGAGACUUGCUGGACAAGGUAAGCCGCCGGAGGAGGCUGAUCCCCGGGAUAAGCAAGAGCCAGGAGCUUUCGAAGAAGAGCGGGAGGGUUUGGGCGGCGCUGAGCAGGACGAAGAGCACCGGGAACUCACCAGUAAGGGAAAUGGGGAGGAGGAGGAAGCUGGUCCAUCAUCAAAGAGGGAAUUUGCUGGAUAUUUUGGAUGGGUUGGAUUCCAUGUAGACAACAACAAAGAUGGGUUCUAUAGGGUUGGGGAGACAAUCUAGCGUUACGUGAUUGGGUUGCGAUUCUAUUUUUCUGUGUAAAUAUAAUGGUUGGCGGGGAAGUAUAUCAUAUAUGAUGUGCAGUAGUAUAGUUUGGUGAUGAUAAAUUUGAUAUAGUCCUAUGUUGAGCAAAAUUUUGGAUCACCUGCUACAAGAAUGAGAUUUCGGGUGAAGUAUUAUCUUUCUGUUUAUCGAUU